AUGACUGAGCCGCGCUUUCACCCUGAUGCAAGGUACGAUUCGGUAGAAGCGACCGAACGGUCCUGGCAGCAGGAGUUCCGGGGCACUACCGAUGUCUUGUACACCACGCUGCAACGCUAUAUGAGCCAGAAUACGCCACGGCCGUACGCACGCUAUGCUGCUUUUACUCAGUCCUCGGGCUCCGGGAAAUCACGAAUGAACGACGAGCUCGCAAAGAAGGUCCUCUAUAUUCCCGUCAAUCUAGGGCCUGUGGGCGGAGACGUUUACCCUCCAGCGGACGAUCAAGCUUGCUACUGGUUCUCCGAGUAUGCGAACACCCCGCAAAGCUGCUCACGCCGCGUGCAAGCGUUUGUCUGUGCUCUCUUUGCAACUGUGCUGGAGCGUUUGAAGCAGAUUGAGGAAGAUACUGGGACGGCAGUGUCCAAUGUGUCGACAACUACUGCGGAGGACGUCCUGGAGCGCGUGACGCAAUUGGCGAGUGAGUUCAGGAUGAAGAUGAACGAUGGCAUGCGGUUUGGUCAGCAUGUCAACUACCGAGUGGGCUUCUUUGAGUCCGUGGCGGAGAGAGCCAGCAAUACGAUCAGCGUGCGAAGGCAAGACGGUUCAACGAUCGGUCGGCAGGACGAGACAGUCUGGACCAUCGCACGCAAGUUGACGGACUACCUCGACCCCGUCAAAGCGUGUCGCGAUGAGCCGCUUGUGAUACUGUGCUUCGACGAGUAUCAUACGCUCACCAAGCCCCAGGCAGCCUCCCAUGGCUGGUCACCAUUCACAGUGCUGAGGAACGUCCUCCACACGAUUGUUGACCUCCCAAUCUUUACUCUCUUCGUAUCUACCGUAAGCAACGUCGAACAGGUUGUCCCGCACAUCCAGCAGCAGGGGAUGUUCCCACCCAUCGUCUUGACCUCAUUCGACAUCUUAGCCGAACGCUUGCCCGAGUCAGGCUGGACGCUGAAGCGAGUCGCAUCCACACACCACAUGGUGCAUUUGGGCCGACCAAUGUUCGCGGCGAUGUAUGAUGCGGGUCGCCAGUCAUACCAGCGAGACAUCAUUCACCUCGCGAGGAUCAAGCUACUGUGCUCGCAAACAGCGCCCGAGUUUCUGUCAAACGUGCAGUCACUGGCGUGCAUCGGAUCACGCAUCCCAAUCAAAUUCAAGACUAAGACUAUUGAUGAACCCACUAGUGAAAUCAUGCUGGUGGCGUCGCACAUGCGGAUGCUGCUUUACGUUAGCAGCGGUUUUGCGGGCGUGAUCACCGACUGUCCAUCCGAGCCAUUGCUCGCGGAGGCGGCAUAUACGAUCCUGGCUCUUAGACGGCGGUUCUCAGAGCCCAUACCCGCCCUCUCGUAUCAUCUCCACUGGUCCCAUCUGGACUGUGGUAGUUCGCGAGGAGAAACGGUCGCCGCUGCCCUGCUGCUUGAUGCCCGCGAUCGUGCGACUACAUUUCCUCUCGCUGCCGACGAACCGCUGCCUGGGAUCGACGAUAUCGGGGACGACUGGGAUCUCAUGUACGACGGUGCUCAGAAGCGUCGAAUCGUCACCGUGCCGCAAUUCUUGCGGGCGCUCCUAGCAAAGUCUUGCCACGACAUCCUUCCGGCCGAAUAUGACAGGCCCGAAAAGGCGGACGUUCCACUCGACGCCGCAUUCAAGGAUUGUUUCAUCUACUUCAACCACUUGAUACCAGCAUCGACGUCGUGA
Messenger RNA from Fomitopsis serialis, 1698 nucleotides. RefSeq lists its product as uncharacterized. Lineage: Eukaryota; Fungi; Basidiomycota; Agaricomycetes; Polyporales; Fomitopsidaceae. The coding region runs from base 1 to 1698 and encodes 565 amino acids. The transcript is spliced from 8 exons. The record is from RefSeq and is a predicted model, not a curated record.